This is a messenger RNA of Taeniopygia guttata (zebra finch), 2012 nucleotides long. It is a transcript of the gene MPLKIP, whose product is annotated as M-phase specific PLK1 interacting protein. Gene Ontology annotation, cellular component: midbody; nucleus; centrosome. The record is from RefSeq and is a predicted model, not a curated record. NCBI's taxonomy places the organism in Eukaryota, Metazoa, Chordata, Aves, Passeriformes, Estrildidae.
AUGGGACGGGCGCCUCGCCUCCCCGUCCCGGAACGUUUGGAGGCCGGAACCUGCCGCCCGCCCGGGGGGGAAGGGGCGGGGGAUGAGAGAAGAGCGGACGCGGCGCCGCCGCCAUUGCCCGGGCUCCGCUCCCGCCGCCCAUUCCCGGCCUGUCCCGGCCAUUCCCGGCCUGUCCCGGCCAUGUACCGGCCGGGGUUCCGCGCACCCACACCUCCCUACGCGGGCGGCGGCUUCCGGAGCCCUCCCUCCGGCGGAGGACCCCUGCCGCCCUCUCCGCGGGGCUACGGGAGCCCCCACCAGACGCCGCCCUACGGCCACCGGCCCGGGCCGCACGGCAGCGGCCUCUCGCCCCGGGGCCCCGCGUUCCACGGGCCCUUCGGCAGCCCCUCGCCGGGGGCGCAGACCCCGCGCAGGCCGCACAGCGUCAGCCCCCGGUACCCGGCUCCGUACGGCGGCGCCUCCCCGGCCGGAGCGCCUCUGCACCCGCCGCCGCAGCACAAGCGCUCGCCCGGCGGCUUCCAGAGGCACUUCCAGGGAUCACCCAGGACAUCUACUCCAUUUGGUACAGCGCAUGGCAGAGAGAAAAGAGUGUCUAAUGAUGUGGAAAACUAUUACAGACCUUCAAUGCUUGAGGACCCAUGGGCUGGCCUAGAGCCAGUGUCUGUUACAGAUAUAAACCAGCAAUACAGCAGUGAGCAAACAACAUGUACUGGUAAAAAAGGGAGGUAUUUCAGCUAACACUUUUAAAGGCCAAAUAAUUCCAUCUUGUCAGGAAAACUUUGGGACAGAAUAUUUACACUUACACAAAAUGAACAAUAACCAAGACCUUAGACAAUACUUUUAUUUCAUCACAUGUCCACCCUUUUAUCCUACCUUUUUUUAUUGCAUUGGAUAUUUUUAUGUAUGGGAGGCAAAAGGAGUGGUAGGAAAACUUAUAUUUCUGGCUAUGUGGAAGUGCCUACCAGCUCUGAAGAACAAAGUGUUCUUUAAUCACCAGCGACUGAUUUGUGACUGUUAAAACAAGUUUCCAUAUACUUACCUCUCCCAUGCCAGAUUGUUAGCCUUUUAUUGUAAAGUCUCUUAGGAUGUGGUAUUUUUUAUGUUUCAACAUUUUUAGAUUGAAAUAACUUGGAAAUAAAAUAAAGUUUUGUAAAUCGUUGUUUUGUAAUGUAUAAAGAAUAUUUUAGGAGUUUUGUUAAGAUGAACACAUUAACACAGUAAUUCACAACACUGAAAUUAGGUGACUUCUGUAUGUGUGCUUGUAUGCUGUAGUUAACAUCUGGUUUUGUGCAUAAUUCUUUUUGUUAAUUGCAGUGUAAUGUGAAGUUGAAACAUGACUUAUAGCCAUCUCAGGAAACAAAUGUAUUGGUUUUGGAAAGUUUAAUUUGUUGAACAGUCUCGAGUCACAGACUUAAUUCUGGAAUUAUUUGCUUUUGUGUUUAAAUAUAUAUAUAUUUGGAUCAAUAUUAGAAAUUUCUGGAUUACAGUAACAAGUCUGUUGACAAUUUAAGUCUAAUGAACGCAUAAAACAUCAAGCUCAAGUAAAUGCAAAUGUUCUUUCUGGAUCCACCUGCUAGAAUAGUAAAGAAUGAAUGACAGGUUUUGUUACACAGUUAACAUUAGUACAUGCAUAGCAUCUUUUUUAUCCAUUUUAUAUUUUUCAAUUAUUUUUUAUUUUUACUUAGAGCAAGCAUCAUUGCCAGGAGAAUCGUUUUGUGUGUGUACAUGCUGUAUUUUUAUACUGAAGAGGAAGGGAGUGGUCUGGGUUUUUUUAGAGCUUGUCUUUACAUGGAAGAUCCAUGCUUAAAUCCAGGAGUGAAUAUCAGAAUGUAGAAUAGAAAAAGACAUAGUUCCAGCCGCAGAUAUGUUCUUAACUUGCCAUGUUAAACCUGCAGUAGUUAGAUAUAUUUACUGUUCAACAUACCACUACUUGUUUGUUGAUCUUGGCUUUUAAGCCAAGGUAGAGUGUAAAAACUUUGUUAAAUAAAACCUUUAGUUUAGUUUUCAAAAUA